Messenger RNA from Protopterus annectens (West African lungfish), 3553 nucleotides. RefSeq names its product phosphoinositide-3-kinase adaptor protein 1 (gene PIK3AP1). Gene Ontology annotation, molecular function: phosphatidylinositol 3-kinase regulatory subunit binding; signaling receptor binding. The record is from RefSeq and is a predicted model, not a curated record. The transcript is spliced from 17 exons. Bases 358 to 2688 code for a protein of 776 amino acids. Gene Ontology annotation, biological process: signal transduction. NCBI's taxonomy places the organism in Eukaryota, Metazoa, Chordata, Ceratodontiformes, Protopteridae. Gene Ontology annotation, cellular component: cytosol.
GUUUAGGAAGUGACGAGGUGAAAGGCAAAGAAUCAGGAAACUGAAAUGAGCUGCAGGUUCUUUUACUAAUUUAACUGACGUGAUAAUGCUGAGGAUUAAGAGUGUACUUGUUUGUGGAUCUGUACUGUACAAUAAAUCAAAACAACAAUAAGAAACCCUGCUACAAGAAGAUAUAAAACAUGUGCUUUGAAGAACACCAGCUCUGAAGUAAAGGAUUACUUUCAGAUGUCAUUUGGAAGUCACUUCUGUUUUUGCUUUGACAGUUUUAUUUAAAGACUUUUUUGGGCAUGUCAAACUAUCUGAAAGGGGAGCCACUGGUGGAGACUGAUUAAAAGUUGUGGAAGUUUCUGUGAAAGGAUGUCAGGCUCAGGAUCACAUCAAUACUCUGACGUGCUUAUUGUCCAUGGAUGUGAUGGUGAAGAAUGGAGCACAUACCUCAAAAGUCUCUUCAGUUCAUCUAGAUACUUCAAGAACAAGUCAAUUAAAUGUUACGGUAUAAAGGAAGGCUUCCCCAUUCCCGUAGAGCAGUUGGACAUUUUCCAUGAAAGUAAAUGCAUAAUUUUUUUACUAACUGGAGAACUUGUAAAUCAUGCAUAUGAUCCUCCACUCCUAAAGAGUCUACAAGAAGCUUUGGGUCCUCCCCACAGGAUGUUUGUGUUAUUCUGUGGAGUGCCAGACAGUGAUGAAUUUACAAUGUUAUUCCAUGACUGGCCAUUGUGGAAAAAACUCUACUGUGAGGAUGAUCCGGAGUCUUAUAUUGCAGCUGUAAAGCAGACUGUUUCUGAAGAUUCAGGAUGUGAAUCUGUAACUGACACAGAGGAUGAAAUGCAGACACAAACAGAUACUAGAGAUCACACAGUGGUCAUUUUCCCAAAGAAGAUACGUUGUGGGGAACCAACCAAACUUUAUAUCAUUCUGAAAUGUGAACUGGACAGUCAAGUAAAAACUGAAGUGGAGUUUAAAACAAAACAGCAGCCACCAAUGAGGAUACCAGCAAUUCAAGAAAACAAGUACACAGUUUCAGUGAAUGUCCCUAACCUGCCUUCUGGGAUAGCAAAAGUAACAGUAUAUUCUGGAGAUCUGAAUGUAUGCUCAGUGCAAAUCAGCUAUUACACUGAUAUGGAAGAAAUAAGCAACAUCUUAAAAGAUACCACAAAUCCUAUGGAAUUCAUGUGCCAGGCUUUUAAAAUAAUACCUUGCAAUAUGGAUGCACUUGACAAACUACUGACAGAGUCUCUAAAGCAAAACAUCCCUGCCUGUGGGUUGCACGUCUUUGGUAUCAGUCAGCUGGAAGAAGAUUUGUCUACAAGUCACAGAGAUGAGGAACUACCAACAUUGCUCCAUUUUGCAGCCAAAUAUGGCUUGAAAAACCUGACAGCUCUCCUGUUGACAUGUCCAGGAGCCCUUCAGGCAUAUAGUAUUUCUAAUAAGCAUGGGGACUACCCAAACACUAUUGCAGAGAAAAAUGGCUUUAAAGAUCUAAGGCAGUUCAUUGAUGAAUAUGUGGAAACAGCCGAUAUGCUAAAAAGUCACAUUAAAGAAGAGUUGAUGCAAAGAGAAGAGGACGAAACCAUCUAUGAGCCCAUGGUAAACCUAUCUACAGACCUUCUGAUGAAGUGUUCCUUGAAUCCAGGCUGUCAAGAAGACAUUUAUGAAUCUAUGAUACAGCAAGUACCACAGCAUACAAUGGAUGAUUUGUAUGAGGAGAUGAUUCGGGAAGAUACCCCUGAAAAACAAGCUCCAGAUCUCUUUGCAGAAACAUCAAGAGAAAGUAUCAUACGUAACUUUCUAGAAGGUAAGACAAGGCAAAUUCCUAAAGAUGAAGAUAGUUUGUAUUCCUCCCAAGAUGACUUAUAUGAUGAAAUUGAGAAGGAGGAGUACUCAUCACAACUGAAAAGACCACCUGCUCCUGCUCCACGGCCCAAAUCCUGUUCUCUGAAAGAAGACAGUGAACCUUAUAUCUCCAAAGUGUUUCAAGCUAAAGCACAGCCUCGGCCUGAAAACAUGUAUAUCCGUACUCUUUCACCAAUAGGUUCCGAGAUUGUAAGAGACAGGCCUCAAAGUUCUCUUUAUGACCCAUUCGCUGGAAUGAAGACACCUGGUCAGCGCCAGUUAAUCACACUGCAGGAACAAGUAAAGCUUGGAUUUAUCACUGUAGAAGAUGCUACCCAGCAGUUCAAGGAAUGGCAGUUUAAUCAGAAGAGAAGGAGUGAUUCAUUCCGAUUCCAGCAGGAAAAUCUGAAGAAGCUAAGAGACAGCAUAAUGCGACGUGAAAGAGAAAAGAGGAAAGCAGGGAAAGAUACAGGUCUAGAGAUUACAGAACCAAUCCGACCUCCUAGACAUCCCAAUAAAAGAGCAGAAGUUGGAGAUUAUAACACUAACACAAGAAUGUCACAACCAUCUAUUAUAAUGAGAAACUGGAAAACAGAAAGCACUUCCAGCACAGCAAGCUCAGCAAGUAACAGGUCAAGUGUUCGAAGUACACUGAGCAUCAGCAGUGGUGCAGAAGGGGACAAUGAGGAUAAUGAAAUCAUGGAAAGCUGUGUAGGUCACAGCCCAAGAAUGUCAGACAGGCAGCCAGCACCUUUGCCUCCUGGAAGACCUCCACGGAUACCACCUCGUCUCCCUAACAGGUUGUCAGCUCCUGAUAUGUUCUGUGGACCUCCUGUACCACCUAGAGGUCGUUAACUGCAAUACUAGUAACAAAAAGGGACUUUUUACUUACUUUUCAACUACUGCUAGAACCUCAUUGCUGUUAACUCCCAAACAGAUACCCCAAAGACUAUACCAAAAUUAUUUGGGAACAGAUUAAAAAGCAUCCACUGUUUCCUUAUUGUUUAGCAGUUAUCAGCUAGGAAAUAAUGAGGCUUAGAUCAGAGUAGUUUGUUUAUAAUAUUAGUGUAUUUUAGUUAGCUGUGGAUCCAAUAUAGUAAUUAUAUUAUGCAGUACAGUUGUAAAGCAGGUUUUAAAUUACAUGAAGAAAUGUUAAGAAAUGGCUAUCACUACUCCCUGUUGAUAGUAAGACUCAAAUAAUAAUUCUCAAAAAUAUAAAGCUGUUUUAAUCCUUCUACCUUGAACUUUGAAUUUAAUUGUGAUCUGGUCAGAAGACAGUCAUGUAAAAUGAAGAAAACAUAUUUAUUUAUUAAUUGUUACUUAUCUGAAUAAGCAACAUGACGCAAAGCAUUACAUAAUGACAUGGGUAAACUUUGCACUGAUAACUGCAGCUGUUGAGGGUUUGGAUACAUUUAAAAAGCAAACUGAGUAUCAGAACCAUUCUGUAUUAUCACUGGAUAAUAAUUUCUUUAAUGACAAUUUCUUGAGAGACAGAUUGUCUUAUGCUGUAUGAUAAACAUGGUUAGCCUAAAAAACAUAAUCAGUAAAGAAACGGCUAUAUUUUAACUGAUUGUUACUUCUCUAUGGAGCACUCUGAGAAUUUAAUUGCUCAUUAUGUAGAUUUACCCUUGCUCCAUGUACAUUUACUCAUGUUUUUAUUAAUGUAUGCUUAAUGAAUUCUAUUUUUUAGUCCUGUUAAUAAAAACACUUUACUACCAGA